Caenorhabditis remanei is the source of this 1002-nucleotide messenger RNA. RefSeq lists its product as uncharacterized. Gene Ontology annotation, cellular component: nucleus. Gene Ontology annotation, biological process: cell fate specification; positive regulation of DNA-templated transcription; regulation of transcription by RNA polymerase II. Gene Ontology annotation, molecular function: RNA polymerase II cis-regulatory region sequence-specific DNA binding; DNA-binding transcription factor activity, RNA polymerase II-specific. NCBI's taxonomy places the organism in Eukaryota, Metazoa, Nematoda, Chromadorea, Rhabditida, Rhabditidae. The transcript is spliced from 3 exons. Bases 1 to 1002 code for a protein of 333 amino acids. The record is from RefSeq and is a predicted model, not a curated record.
AUGACCACCACAUCUACAGUAUCCGGAAUCAGUGUGUCACUGAGCAAUCAGGAGCAAUGGGAGAAGUUUUAUCCGCAUACUGAAAUGGUAGUGACGAGAAAAAGCGGUCGUCUAUUGUUCCCUCAUCUGAAGUAUAUUCUCAAAGGAUUGGAUGAAGAGACAGAGUACAGUGUAUUCCUGCAUUUCGAGAGAAUCGAUAAUUGGAAGUACAAAUUCACAUUCGCUGGAUGGGAUAAAUGGACGGAUGGUGACGAGAAGUUGCCAAUUGAUAUGAAACAACACAAGGAAGAAUGGAAAUGUGGAAGGGAUUGGAUGAAAGAUCCAGUGUCAUUCGAUUACAUCAAAAUCACGAAUAAUACAGAGGACAAGAAAGAGAACGAGAUCUUGUUGCAGAGUAUGCAUAGAUAUCUCCCAGUUAUCAGUAUCCAGAAGAAGGGCGGUACGGAGAAAGAGGAAUUCCGAUUGGGAAUCACUGAGUUCAUGGCUGUCACUGUUUAUCAGAACAAAAACAUGCCUUCCUUAAAAGUAGAACUCAACCCACGUGCUUCUGGAUUCAGACAAACUGGCGGACAUCACAAGCCAAAAAUAGGCGACAAACGUCUAUCAGAUGCUCCGCCCCUUUCUCCUCCCCCAGCAAAACCAGUGACACCUUCUACAGUACCUCCUACAGUACCUCUUACAGUACCUCCUACAGUACCUCCUACAGUACCUCCUACAGUACCUCCUACAGUACCUCCUACAGUACAACUGAUCCAACCAGCCAUUCCAUUGCCUCCUAUUCCAGUCGCUCCAUCUCUUCCAGAUAGUGAAGAGAAUCAGAUGGAACAGCCAUUGAAAAUCGAUAUCCCACCGAAUAUGGUUGCAUUUCAAUACUUGGCAAACCUACAGUAUCAACAAAUGAUGAAUUCGAUGCUAAUCAACAAUAUGGUUACAUGUUGGUUGAAUAAUAAACAGAUUCCGAAGAGAGAAGAAAUCGAUAAGUGUGAUGAGAAGACACCGUAA